Molecule: messenger RNA, 1140 nt
Organism: Lodderomyces margitis
Lineage: Eukaryota; Fungi; Ascomycota; Pichiomycetes; Serinales; Debaryomycetaceae
Gene: VMA5
Product: H(+)-transporting V1 sector ATPase subunit C
Exons: 1
Coding region: 1-1140 (379 amino acids)
Biological process (GO): proton transmembrane transport
Cellular component (GO): vacuolar proton-transporting V-type ATPase, V1 domain
Molecular function (GO): proton-transporting ATPase activity, rotational mechanism
Source: RefSeq, a predicted model, not a curated record
AUGUCAUCGGGAAACCUGCAACCACUUCUUGCAGAUUACUUAGUCUUAUCAUUGCCUCAAUCAACAAAUGCUAGCCUGUGGUUGGAGCAAUCAUUGAACAGUGGUAAACAACCUUUAUUCAAGUUGAACGUUCCCGACUUUCAGAGUGGUACAUUGGACUCCCUCGUUCAGGAAAGUGAGGAAAUAAGCAAGAUUGACCAACAAUUGGGUGCGUCUGUGUCCAAGGUAGUUGAUAUUGUGAACAAUGUCAAUGAUUCAAAGAAUACCUCUCGAAUUGUUCAAUCAAGAUCAGUAUUCGACUACGUACAAAACUUUCAAUGGAACUCAUCCAAAUAUAGAUUAGACAAGCCGAUUAAUCAAUUGGUGAAAAUAAUUACCAAUGAAGCAUUGUCUUUAGACAAUGACGUUAGAGCAUCUUAUCAAGCCUAUCAAACGGCAAAAUCUAAUUUUUUGGCCGCAGAUAGGAAAAAAAAUGGAGAUUUGUCAAUCAAGUCGUUGCACGAUAUAGUCAAGCCAGAGCAGUUUGUGCAAGACUCUGAACACUUGGCUACUUUGCCUGUUGCGGUCCCCAGCAGUCUUGUAUCUGAUUUCAAGAACAACUACGAAACUUUGACCCCAUUUGUCAUACCCAGAUCAGCCGAGGUGAUUGAAAAGGACAAAGACUUUACCUUAUUUGCUGUGACAUUGUUUAAAAAGUAUCAACAGGAAUUCAUAAACAGUGCACGAGAGCACAAGUGGCAUCCACGUACCGAUUUUGUCUAUGAUGAAGAAGUCCUCAAUAAUUUAAGAAAGGAGUUUGACACUACAAAGGCAGCUGAAGUGAAGCUGAAGAAUGACCUUAUUAGGUUGAGUAAGACGGCGUACCUGGACAUUGUUGCUAGCUGGUUUCACAUUAAAGUGAUUAGAGUUUACGUUGAGGCGGUCUUGAGGUAUGGUUUGCCACCCCAAUUUGAUAAUUUCUUGAUCAAGUUUGAAGGCUCUAAUUUAAAGAGUGUGGGCAAAGCUAAAAAGGAAUUGAUUGAAAAAUUUGGAUACCUUGGAGGUGAUGGGUAUUCAAACAAAGCCAACUUGCACGAGUACGCCUCGUUGGUUGACACUGAUUAUGAGCCAUUUGUUUUGUACGAAUUUGAAAUUGUUUAG